AUGGAUCUAUCAAUGAGAAUGGUCAAGAAUAUUCCAGGCGUUAUCAGCCAUCACUGGAAGGAAGGAAACAUUAACUGGCCAAUGCUAAUCUACAUUGCGCUGGUCCAUGUUGCCGCAUCAUACGGAGUUGUAAAAAGCUUCCAAGCUUCCUACGAAACCCUGUUGUGGGCUUUCGUCUUGUGGCCUUUCAGUGGUUUUGGAAUUACCGUCGGAGUACACAGAUUAUGGUCACAUAGAUCAUACGAAGCACACUGGAGUGUCCGCUUUCUACUGAUGCUUCUGAACUCUAUUGCCAACCAAGGCAGUAUCUACCACUGGGCUCGUGAUCACCGAGUUCACCACAAAUUUUCGGAAACCGACGCCGAUCCCCACAACGCCACCCGUGGAUUUUUCUUUGCACACAUGGGAUGGUUGUUUGUCAAGAAGCAUCCCGAGGUUGUCAAGGCAGGACGUGAGAUGGAUUUCUCUGACUUGAAGGCUGACCCUGUUGUCGCCCUUCAGCACAAAUUUGACCCUUGGUUCGCCUUGUACAUGUGCUAUGUUUUCCCUGCACAAAUUGCAGUUCGCUUCUGGGGUGAAGAUUUCUGGACUGGUUUCUUUGUUGCUGGAGCCUUGAGAUACUGCGUUGUUCUUCACUUCACCUGGUUUGUCAAUUCUGCUGCCCACCUCUAUGGAGAUCACCCAUAUGAUGUCAUGUCAUACCCUGCCGAGAACCCUUUCGUCUCGUGGUGCUCUUGCGGAGAAGGAUGGCAUAACUGGCACCACAAGUACCCCUUUGACUAUGCUGCAUCUGAGUACGGAAUUUCUUCCCAAUUCAACCCCAGCAAGCUGUUCAUUGACACUUUCGCUUCCGUUGGACUUGUCUGGGGACGCAAACGUGGACACGCUGCAUGGCAAAUGGGACGUGCCCGCAGAGACCGUGACAAGGCAGCCGGAGUUCCACUUCCUAAGCCUGCCCCAAGACCUUGGGAGGUUGAUGCCAAGAAGGAUUAA
Molecule: messenger RNA, 993 nt
Organism: Cylindrotheca closterium
Lineage: Eukaryota; Bacillariophyta; Bacillariophyceae; Bacillariales; Bacillariaceae
Source: the annotation of a GenBank genome assembly